AUGGAAGUUCUUUCUCUCUCCGUCACAUUCCCCAAAUCUCAAACCUUUCUCUCUCUCAAACAACCAAUAACCACAACACUACCCAACAAAAACAAUCACUCUUCUUCUUCCAUUUCAUGUAAUUCCUCUUUUACCAGAAUCUCAGCAACAAAUUCCCAACCAUCAAUUUCACAAACCGAUAUGUUGCUCCCUACGGGAAAUUCAAAUCAUUGGAUUGUUAGAAUGGAUAAGCCUGCUGUUGGUGUUGUUACCAAAGCUCAGAUUGUUGAUCAUUAUGCUCAAAUUUUGAGUAAGGUUAUUGGAAAUGAAAAAGAUGCACAAAAGUGUUUGUAUCAUGUUUCUUGGAAAACCAACUUUGGCUUUUGUUGUGAAAUUGAUGAGGACCGUGCACAUGAGUUGGCUGGUGUGCCUGGUGUGUUGUCAGUUCAGCCAGACCAUAAUUUUGAGUCUGAAAAUAAGAAUUAUGAAGAUUCAAACCAUUGGAUUGUUAGAAUGGAUAAGCCUUCUGUUGGUGUUGUUACCAAAGCUCAGAUUGUUGAUCAUUAUGCUCAAAUUUUGACUAAGGUUAUUGGAAAUGAAAAAGAUGCACAAAGGUGUUUGUAUCACGUUUCUUGGAAAACCAACUUUGGCUUUUGUUGUGAAAUUGACGAGGACUGUGCACAUGAGUUAGCUGGUGUGCCUGGUGUGUUGUCUGUUCAGCCGGACCAUAAUUUUGAGUCUGAAAAUAAGAAUUAUGAAGGUAGAAACUUGGAAAAUAGACUGAAUGUGCCUAGUUCUUUGGGAGAAACUCAGGAAACUUCAGUGGAAACAAAGAAACUUUUUGUGACAGGGCUAUCAUUUUAUACAUCUGAGAAAACCUUACGUACUGCAUUUGAAGGCUUUGGCGAGCUUGUUGAAGUUAAAGUUAUCAUAGAUAAAAUUUCAAAAAGGUCCAAGGGUUAUGCAUUUAUCGAAUAUGCCACAGAAGAGGCUGCGGGUGCAGCACUCAAAGAGAUGAAUGGCAAGAUUAUUAAUGGCUGGAUGAUAGUGGUAGAUGUUGCCAAGACUACCCCGCCAAGAUACAACAAGGGUCGCGCCAGACCAUCUGCUUGA
Molecule: messenger RNA, 1092 nt
Organism: Lathyrus sativus (Indian pea)
Lineage: Eukaryota; Viridiplantae; Streptophyta; Magnoliopsida; Fabales; Fabaceae
Source: the annotation of a GenBank genome assembly